Molecule: messenger RNA, 2181 nt
Organism: Bathycoccus prasinos
Lineage: Eukaryota; Viridiplantae; Chlorophyta; Mamiellophyceae; Mamiellales; Bathycoccaceae
Exons: 1
Coding region: 1-2181 (726 amino acids)
Biological process (GO): mRNA splicing, via spliceosome; spliceosomal complex assembly
Cellular component (GO): post-mRNA release spliceosomal complex; U2-type catalytic step 2 spliceosome; Prp19 complex
Molecular function (GO): protein binding
Source: RefSeq, a predicted model, not a curated record
AUGGCGGACGACGACGCCAACGCCAUGAUGCGGAACAUGUCCAAAGCGGCCACCGCGUCGAACCUCCCUCGAGCGACGCGGGUGAAAAACAAAUCCGCCGCUGCGAUCCAAAUCACCGCCGAACAAAUCGUCCGCGAAGCGAAAGAGCGACAGGACGACACGUACAUCGCGCCGAGGCAAAAGAUCACGAACAACGAAGAACUGUACGAGUACCGAUUGAAGAAACGGAAAGAAUUCGAAGACGUGAUUCGGAGAACGUAUUGGGACAGCAAAGUGUGGACGCGAUACGCGCAAUGGGAGGAAGGCCAAGGGGAUUUCGCACGAGCGAGAAGCGUCUGGGAACGCGCGCUGGAUCAAAAUUAUAAAGAAGUCCCGGUGUGGAUAAACUACGCGGAGAUGGAAAUGCGAGCUGGGUUUGUGAAUCACGCGAGGAACGUGUGGGACCGCGCGUGCUCUUUGUUGCCGAGACACGACGUUUUGUGGUAUAAGUUUACGCACAUGGAAGAGACGAUGGGCGAAAUAGCGGCGUGUCGAAACGUGUUUGAGAAAUGGAUGAAAUGGGAACCGAGCGAGUUAGCGUGGAACGCGUUUGUGAAUUUUGAGAUGCGGUAUAAGGAGUACGAUCGCGUGCGAGAUGUGUAUCAGAGAUACGCGCAGGUGCAUCCGUCGACUAGAGUGUUCGGGAAGUGGGCGAAAUUUGAGCAGUAUCAGAAACACGACAACGAAAAUUGCAGGAAAGUGUUCGAGGCUGGGAUUGAGAUGUUGAGCGAAGAGGAAGACGUGGACGAUUUGUACGUUCAAUACGCAAAAUUUGAGGAGAAAAAUCACGAGUAUGAACGCGCGAGAGGGAUUUAUAAGUACGCGCUGACGGCGUUGCCGAAAUCGAUGCACGACUCGAUCCGGAAAGCGAUGAUGACGUUUGAGAAACAGUUUGGCGACUCGAAAGGCAUUGAAAAUGCAGUCGUGGAGAAACGAAGACACGAAUACGAAAUUUUAGUCGAAAAGGAACCGAUGAAUUACGACCAUUGGUUCGCGUUUGCGAAAUUAGAAGAGGAGAACGGGGAGUGGGAUAAAGUUCGAGAGGUGUACGAACGCGCGAUUGGGAACAAACCGCCGGCGAACGAGAAGAGAUAUUGGCGACGAUACGUGUAUCUAUGGAUCAAUUAUUUCUUAUUCGAAGAGUUGGACGCGAAAGAUUACGACCGUGCGAGGGAGGUUAUGCGAGAACUCUUGAAGUUGGUCCCGCACAACGAGUUUUCGUUUUCGAAAGUGUGGAUCAUGGCCGCUAAGUUUGAAUUGAGAAGGAAAAAAUUAGACGCGUUUCGUAAGAUUAUGGGAUUAGCCAUCGGAUUAGCUCCGAAACCAAAAAUCUUUGACGCGUACAUAGAGGUCGAGUCUCAGUUAGGAAACGUGGACCGGUGUCGAUCGUUGUACGAAAAGUCGUUAGAGUUGAACCCGAGAGAUUGCGAGAGUUGGGUGAAAUACGCCGAGUUGGAGAAGGAUUUAGGAGAAACCGAACGCGGUCGCGCCAUUUUUGAAAUGGCAAUCGAACAACCGGCUUUAGACAUGCCCGAAAGCUUGUGGAAGGCGUACAUUGACUUUGAAAUUUCCAUUGGGAACAGAGUCGAAGCGAGAGCGUUGUACGAGCGAUUGUUAGAGAAGACGGAACACGUGAAAGUUUGGAUGAGCUUUGCCAAGUUUGAAAACAAAAUCGUCUUGCCGCCUCCCGAGGACGACGAGGAAUGGGACGAAGACGAGGAGACUGAGGCGGAAAGAAGAAAGCGAGAGGAGGCGCACGUGAAGAAAACACCGACGGAAUCGAAAGAAGCUCGCGAACAAAACGCGAGAAGGGUUUUUGAACGCGCGUUGGAGGCUUUGAAAACGAACCAACCCGAUGCGAAAGAGGAACGGGUGAUGUUGUUAGAGGCGUGGAAAGUGUUCGAGGAAAACGCUUCUGGCACGUCGAAUGAAAAGAAAGAAUUGAUAGACGCCGUGGACAAGAAGAUGCCGAAACGCGUCAAGAGAAAACGUCCAAUGUACACCGAAGACGGCGAAGAUGCAGGGACGGAAGAGUAUUACGAUUACGUGUUUCCAGAAGAAGCAGGCGCGAAACCAAACUUGAAGUUGUUGGAAGCAGCGUACGCGUGGAAGAAACAAAAGCAAAUGGAAACGUCCUCGUAA